Molecule: messenger RNA, 1677 nt
Organism: Aricia agestis (brown argus)
Lineage: Eukaryota; Metazoa; Arthropoda; Insecta; Lepidoptera; Lycaenidae
Product: sperm-associated antigen 7 homolog
Exons: 3
Coding region: 726-1409 (227 amino acids)
Molecular function (GO): nucleic acid binding
Source: RefSeq, a predicted model, not a curated record
CAGCUGUCACUGGUAAUCUGUGAUUUUCAAUAAUUUCAAUUUUCAAUGUGCUUAUUGUGCGCAUACCUAUAAUACUUAAAGAACUUGGACACCAAAACGUUAUAGAAAUUAAGCAGCAUGCCUAAAAAUUAUGGAAACAAAGAUUCAAAAACACAUAAUUGACUACUUUUCUUGCUUAGAGGAGUUUUUCAAUUCAGCGAAAAGUGGUUUGAAAACUUGCCAAAACUGCGCAAUUUCUGUAAAUAAAGUAAUUCAACGUUGUAAACACAUAAAAGAAGCUGAUGUUAUUGGUACGCCAUUAGAAGAUUUUGUUGGGCUUCAAAGUAAAUUAUUGACAUGUCUUCAUAACCUCAUCUCGGAAGAAGUUGUCGAAGUGAAAAAACAACAAUCUAUCUUGGAAGAGUUAUUUGAAAAACUUUGCUUUAAAAAUAAUCUAUUGCAUGAAAGCUGUAGAGGUAUAGACUUUUCAAUUUCAAAUCCAUCAGCUCUUGUUAAUGGUUCUCCACUUCAACCACCUCUGCACCAGUUACUAGAGUUUGCCUCAGAUUCCAUCACUUUUGGAAGUCAAAUCUGUGCCCAGAUUGACACUGCUCUGCAAGUUUUAUCCUUUAAAGGGCUAAAUACAGAAUAUUUUGUUGACAGCUUUAAAUUUCCGACAGAUUGGAACACAAAAAUCAAAGAAAUAAUUGCCUACACCUCAUUCUGUUCAGAGAACAAGAUCUAAAAUGGAUCUCCUAGGCUCGAUCUUGAAUUCCAUGCAAAAACCACCGCCAGUGAGUGAAGCUCAGAAAAAUGCAAUGAAAAAGCAGAAGGAAGCAAUAGAACGCAAGAAAAAGGAGCAAAAAGCUAUGCUCGAUCGUUUCCACAAACAUGUGGAGGAUAAGAUCAGUGAAUUUAUUAAAGAUGGUACCAAACCACAUUUACAAUUUGAACCCAUGGAGCAAAUGUUCAGGGCUAUAAUAAGAGAUGUAGCUGACACUGCUGGUGUUACGGCAAUGUCCUUUGGUCAAGAAGGUGUAGAUAGAUAUACUGUAGUUUACUUAAAAGAAAACAUGCCAUCAGAGGAUGAACUGGCAGUUCGUAGAUCAGGGGGUGCUUGGAACGAAGACAAGGCAGCAGAAAUGGCUCUAAAAAGCAUAGAAAUGAGAAAGUUAGCAGCUCUAGAAGAAGAAAAUAACAGAAAACGUAAACAUAGCACUGGAGAGCUCAGUGGUACUUUUUAUAAGCAGAAGUAUGCCCACCUAAUUGGUGAAGAUGCGGCUUUAGAUGCGGCACAGAAAACUAAUGUCAAUAAAAGUUAUGGUGAAGUACCAAGCGCAAAUAAGAAAGAUCAACGUUCCAUUGAACAAACUAUGGCCGAUAUCAAAGCAAAGAAAUUAAAAAAGGCUGAAAAAGACGCCAACACCUAAGUUUGAUGUAGAUUAGUAAGUCUGUACCCUUUCAAUUCAUUUUUCCACAGUAAUAACAAAAUUCAAAGUGAUUGUUUGACUGAUUUGUCAUAUUUAGGUAAAUCUAUAUAUUAGCCAAUGCUGUAGAAGCUGCAGCUGCAUUUGAAAUGGGUCUGACAUAUUUUGAGUGUUCCACCUAAUCGUUAGAGGCUUAGUUUAAGUACCAAUGUGUUAAAUUAGCUCGUGUUUUGAUAUCUAAAGCAAUAAUAGGGAAAAUGCGAUAUUUUUA